Messenger RNA from Dama dama (fallow deer), 4107 nucleotides. It is a transcript of the gene TRMT10B, whose product is annotated as tRNA methyltransferase 10B. Gene Ontology annotation, biological process: tRNA N1-guanine methylation. Gene Ontology annotation, molecular function: tRNA binding. Bases 83 to 874 code for a protein of 263 amino acids. The record is from RefSeq and is a predicted model, not a curated record. Lineage: Eukaryota; Metazoa; Chordata; Mammalia; Artiodactyla; Cervidae. Gene Ontology annotation, cellular component: nucleus; nucleoplasm. The transcript has 8 exons.
CGGAAGUGGGGUCGGAGGCGGGACUUGGUGAGUGCCGCUUCUGCCGCGGGAGGAGACUGGUUCAGGACAGAGGACUAAGCGCAUGGACUGGAAAUCGGAAGGGAGUGCUCAGAAAACAGAGUCACGGGUGCCGCAGGAGCACGAAAUUGCCCUCGACAGCCCAGGUGAAGAUGGCGUCUCUGAGAGCUUCCAGCUUUUACAGAUUGACGUGGGAUGUGAGCAUUGGGAGCAAGAGGCCCUGCCCACAGGCAGUGCGGCUUGGUGCUCGAAAAAUGUCCAAAGAAAGCAGAGACACUGGGAAAAGAUAGUUGCGGCAAAGAAGAGUAAAAGAAAACAAGAAAAAGAAAGAAGAAAAGCCAACCGUGUAGAAAAUUCAGGCAUCUGCCCCCAGCACAGCAAACGUUUCCUGAGAUCCCUAAUCAAGGAAAGACUUUUGGAAGCCAAGCACUCAGGCCCAAGACUCUGUAUCGAUUUGAGUAUGACCAACCACAUGUCUAAGAAGGAGUUAAGUAGACUGGCUGGACAGAUCCGAAGGUUGUACGGCUCCAAUAAAAAAGCUGACAGGCCAUUUUGGAUCUGCCUCACUGGCUUCACCACAGACAGCCCUCUGUAUGAAGAGUGUUUGAGGAUGAAUGAUGGAUUUUCCAGUUAUCUGCUAGACAUAACAGAAGAAGACUGCUUUAGUUUAUUUCCUCUGGAAACCCUUGUGUACCUGACUCCUGACUCAGAACAUGCUCUUGCAAAUGUUGAUCUAGACACAGUUUACAUCCUUGGUGGACUUGUGGAUGAAAGCAUUCAGAAGUUCUGCAGGGAUUACUCUGAUCUUGACCAAGGAGCUUUUUUUUUUAAAAUGGUUGGCUGUACUGGAUCUUAAUUAUGGCGCAUGAGAUCUUUAGUUGUGACAUGUGAGAUCUGGUUCCCUGACCAGGGCUCACACCCAGGCCCCCUGCACUGGGAGCCAGGAGUCUGAACCACUGGACUGCCAGGGAAGUUCCUACCAGGGAGGAUGUCAGCAUUCUUACAGCUAUUUGUUCUUUGUUGAAAGAGUAGUUUGUUCCUUCUUAGGUCAUCUUCCCUGUUGACAGAUGUCUUACCCAUAAUCUCAACCGCAGUAGAAUUGUCCAGGUUUCUUUUGUUGAAUUUGAAUUUUAUGAGAAUAAUUGGAGUUUUGAAAUGCACUUCUAUUAUACAGGUAUUUGUUGAGAUAAUUUUUUAUGCUUAAUAAUUAGGAUAUUCUGUAGAUGUAAAUGAUGAUAUAAUGGUUAAAAUGUAUAAACAGGAGCACAGUGAAAAAUAAGUCUAUCUCUCAUCUCUGUCUCCCAGUGUCUGCGUGUGAGGCAGCCAAGGUUUUCUUGUGUAUCUCUUGAUAUAUUCUGUGACCACACAAGUAUGUGUUUAUGGGUUUUGGGGCAUAUUAAAUGAAUAUAUUUUUUCAUAUAUGAGAGUGUAUUUUUUCAUAUGUAUGUGAGAUACAUACACAUAUUUAACACAAAGGAUAUUUAACUGUAUUGCAUUUAUUCUAAAAAAGUCAAGUGUUCCAUGACUCCAUAGUGAUAGUCUUAAAAUAUGGGCAGGAGGUAGGGGUAGGGAAGGGCUGUAAAGAAGUCAGCUAAUAAAUGAGAAACGAAUAACAGAAUUGAAAAAUCAUCAUUUUGUCACUCCCAGUGUAAUCACUGAUUCAGGGGAUUGACUGAAAGAAAGGUGGUGAGGGAACUAACUAUUCGUGUGGUCUCAAAGUACCAGCCCACAGAUUAGAAAGGCAAAAGUGUACCCUUACAAUGAAGUGAUCUGGAGUUCACCAUCCGAACAAAUGAUCAAACAGAAUCACCAGUGGUGACAUGUACCUCCUUAUGUUGGAAUCUCACCUGUGAUGUAUUCUUAGAAACUGUUUAAACUGAAUUUAAUCAUCAACAGACCUAGGAUGUGAGCCAUUCUGUAAGACAGCUGGACCAGACUUUGAAAGAAGUCAGUGUAAUGAAAACUGAUAUGGCCACGGGGGCUAUUUUAGAUUAAAAAGACAUAACAGCCAAAUGCAGUCUCCCACAGCAGAGUGACAGCCCCUUUUUGAAGCAGACAGUUCUAGAGGGCCAGUGAGCAGUGUGUAAUACAUAGAUGCACAAAUGUAACACAUGGUCCUCUUUAUUUUCCACCAACAUUUAACCUGAAAAAUAGCUGGCACAAAGAUUUGUCAAAGGUAUAGAACUUUUUGGUUGCUACUUAAGAGUUUGGCUUCUUCACUACUGCUGCUGCUAAGUCACUUCAGUUGUGUCUGACUCUGUGUGACCCCAUAGACGGCAGCCCACCAGGCUCUUCUGUCCCUGGGAUUCUCCAGGCAAGAAUACUGGAGUGGGUUGCCAUUUCCUUCUCCAAUGCAUGCGUGCAUGCUAAGUCACUUCAGUCGUGUCCAACUCUGCGACCCUAUGGACAGCAGCCCACCAGGCUCCUCCGUCCACAGGAUUCUCUAGGCAGGAAUACUGGAGUGGGUUGCAUUUCCUUCACAGAAAUAUGCUAAGAACAACAUUUAUUCAAGGGGAAUCAUUUUAUCUUUAAAUGUGCAGAGAACAGAAACUAAACUGUAAACUCCUUCAGGGCAGCAUCCAAGUCUCCUACUAUGUACUCUAGUUCAAAGUGAUUAUAAAAUAAUGGAGUAGACUUUAACAACCAUAGCUUAUAUAUGCAAGAGGUUGUUAACUUUCAAAGAAGUCCUUUGAGUAGCUGUACCUUUAUUCAAUCUGAAUUGCAUCACUUAAAACAUUUUUGGAAGGUCUUUCUUGGAAUCAUGUUUCAUGUGAGUCUGAGACGCUAGUAGUCCAGUGUCAGAAGAAGGAAGGUGCUAGGCCUGCUCUAUGCUGUUCCAGUUCUUUAGACCACAUUCACAGUGGUCAGUCAAUAUGGGAUGGUAAAUGAAAAGACAUUGACAAGCUAGAACAAGUUCAGAAGAGGUUGACCUGAAUAAUGAAGGGACUCAAAACUAAAUCAUGGUCAAGGAAAAGUUGACAGAAUUGAGACUGUCAGCCUGGAGAUGAGAGGAUCCAUAGGGCAUGAUCCCUGCCUUUAAGUAGCUGCAUGGUCAUCCUGUGGAAGGGCCAUUUCACUUGCCUGGUAUGGCUCUGGAGGAAAAGAACUAGAACAAAUGACCACAAGUCUCAGAGGAAAUAGAAAAUGUGCCUUGAUAUCAAGAUUCCCUAUUAACUGCUACUGUCAGAAUUGGAAUGGGUUACCCCAGGACGCAUGAACUCCCUGUCCCAAGGGUUGUCCAUUUAAAGCCAGAGGCCACCAGGCAAUGAGGUCAUAGAGGACAGACAAACAUUGAAUGGGUGGUUGAAGUGGAAUAGUUGACUGUCGAGGUCCCUUUCAAACCUGAGUAUGCUGAUUUUCUCAGUAAUAUAAAACUUUAAUCCUGAGAUUCCAAAUGCAUAGAUGACUUUCCUAGAUCUUCUUAAAAGGUAGUGAGUAUAAUUUAAGCUUCAGUCCGUGACUCAGGGACAUCCCUUAAGGGACAUUAAUGACUGUACUCUGCUGCUAAAUGGCCUCAGUACUCUGAAGGUAAAUGACCUUGGACUGUUGGAUUUUUUGAGCUCUGUCUCCUCUUUGUAGUUUUCAUGGCCUUGCCUUUUCAUUGGGCUGUAUGUCCUCGUGCCUUAAUGCUGUCUGGUUACUAGGUGCACUUAACUCGAAUCCCGUCUCCUCAGCUCUGAUUUGCCGCGACCAGCUGGCGAUGGCUGAGAGCCCGAUAGCCGGAACUGGAGCGCACCGAGCUCGGGCAGCCGUGUUCUCUGGCUGACUGGACUGCUGGGGUUUGUGGGUGCAGGGUGUAGCUGCAGAUGGGCCUCCUUUUCCUUCCUUCCUUCUUGGUUGUAUUGAUAAGUAGCAGCAAGUAGAAGCUAGCAGAUUAAGAGGCUUCCAAAUAAGUGAGUUAUUGCUGCAUAAGCCAUUUCUUACUUGCCAGAAAUAAAUACUCUUCAUUAUCUGCAGUUUCUUCCUAUUUUUUAAAUACACUUAUCAUCUAAUUUUGAUUACAGAUGUAAAUGGUAAAUGAGGAUUCUGACAGUUUGCUCUACUGCAUAUGACAUUGAGAAUAACUUCAUGUAUUAUUUUUAUAAGAAA